UGUAUUCUUGUGCACACAACACAGCCAUUCAACCAACACGGCUGACGCAGCACGACUGAACUGGAGGACAGGCACGCUCGAGAGUGGGUACGGGGUGCGACGACACGACCACCAGGCAGAGAGCAGCGAGUGGCUGCACGUGUGCAGAAGAGAGACAGCAGCAAGAAGGCUGCAGCAGCAUAGGUCGUUGUGAGCGGCAACAAACGAUGAAGACAAGAAAUUCAGGAGGCAAGGUGCAGCAGCACUUGGUGUCUCCUCCAAGAAGGAUGACGAUGAUGUUGUGGUGGUGUGUUGCGACUGUAGCCGCGUUACUAGUGGUCGCCACAACCACCACGCGUGCUGUGCCCCUAUCAAGUGGAGGCCAGACCACCCAGGGCGGGUUUGUGUUGAAAAGCACCUUGCUCGCAGAUGAGUAUGACCGUGCCGCUGCAUAUGCCUUGUCACAGCAAGGCCACCGAGACCCCCGCGCCGUCACCGAACCGCCUCUGUCGUGCAAGGUGGUCAACUACGAGACGGGCAACGUUGUCUUCGAUUUAUCCCCGCUCUUCAGAAAACCUGGAGAAGCCAACCACGUGGUUAGAGACGACGAUGGCAACGUGUACUACCUCAACGUGUGCGGUUACGUGAACGCUGUUGGCGGCGCAAAGCGCUGCACGUCACAGUACAACGACACCCACAUCUCAGGCUGCCAGGACAUGCCGGGCACUUCCAAGCCCCCACUCCACAUUGGCACGGAGUCCAUUCCGCCUGCGCUCGUCAAUCCGGCUGAGCCAUCGGAGGGCGUGACACUGCUGUUCUCCAGCGAUGCAACGCACGGGGCCGCGUGUGAGAGCGGUGCACGGCCACACACGAAAAUCCUGUUCACCUGCGGUCCAAGCAGGGGCCGGCCCGUCUUCCUCAACGAGGGCGACGAGUGCUCGUUCACCUUCAGAUGGGAAACCGACCUUGUGUGCGAGGACGCUGACCCAAGCGUGGAGGAGCUUCCUUGCUAUGUGGAGACAGACAAGGGCGACAUCAUCGACCUCAGCCCGCUCGUCAGCUCCGUCAGCAACUGGCGCGCCCUUGACGAGACGCACAACGCCGACACGUACAUGUACUACCUGUCCGUGUGCCGCACACUUGUGCCCACACCGGACCUGCCUGCCGGGUGCGCCACCAGCACCUCCGCAGCGUGCCAGUACAAGACGAGCGAGAGCAGCCGUCGGCCCGUGUCGCUCGGCCACCCGGCCACGCCUCGCUACAGCAACGGCGAAGUCUCCAUGACAUACACCAUGGGCGACUCGUGCGGGGACACGGGCAUCAAGCGCAAGGCGCAGAUCUUCUUCACCUGCCCCACGUCGCGCGACAAGGGCCUGGGCAGCCCCAAGUUCCGUGAGGAAAUCAACUGCUACUACAUCUUCGACUGGGAGACCACGGCGGCCUGCGUGGUUGGCAGCGAGCAGAGCAGCGGCAGCGCAUGCAGCGUCACCGACGACAACGACAACGUGUUUGAUUUUUCGCCCCUCAAGGGCAAGUCGUACUCGGUGCUGUUUGAGGACACGACGUACGAGUUUGGCGUGUGUGGUGCGCCCGUGUCGUGUGGCAUUGAUGGCAAGAAGGCCGCCGUGUGCCGGACCAAGGGCAUCCACGCCGACGUGCUGGCAACAACCACCAGCGGCGUGUCCGUCACGGGCGGAGAGGUGCAGGUCUCGUACGUGUCUGCCCCUGUGAGCGGCGACAAGAUUGGCGUCAUCACCACGUUCGUGUGCGACCCGGCCGCCACGCCCGACGCAUCGCUGGAGGACCGGGCAACGCUGGUUGACAUUGUCGGCACGAUUGCCAAGCCGCGCGUGCUGUUGUUUGAGGUGCAGACGUCGCUUGUGUGUGUGCAGGAGGUGGAGUGCGCCAUUGAAGCCAACGGGCGCUCGUAUGACCUUAGCCCGCUCACCAAGGACACGUACUGGCGCGUCGACGCAGCCUCGUACAGCUAUUUGAUCAACGUGUGCAAGAACGUCGUUGCACCCUCUCUCGGGUGCGAGGGCACGGGCGGCUGCCAGCUGCUGGACGACAGCAAGCACACGGCAUACCCUCUUGGCACUGUGAGCGGCCCGCGCAUCGACGGCAACAACGCGCUCGUGCUCGAGUACACCAACGGCAGCAAGUGCGGCAACCUGGACAUUUCCCGCUCCAUGACCAUCACCUUUGAGUGCGAUGAGAGCGCAGGCGUGGCCGGUGCCCUGACGGCGCUUGAGGAAAAGACCACGUGCCACUACGAGUUCCUGUGGCAGACGUCUGCUGCGUGCCCAGUCGAGACAGACAGGGCCGAGGGGUGCCGCCUCACGGACGAGCACUCUGGGCAGACGUUUGACCUGACCAACCUGGCCAGCAAGCUGCGCCACCGCGACUUGCACGUGUCAUCCACUGAUGCCACGUACCACGUUGGCCUGUGCGCCCCCAGCAGCUACUGCGGUGACGACGUGGCCGUCUGUGACGCUUCACGCAAAUCCUAUGGUCAGGCCACCACGGAGCUGUCCUACAACCAGGACAGCCUCUUCCUCACGUACAGCAAUGGCGCAUCCUGCGGCAACGGCCAGAAGAAGGCAACCACCAUCCAGUUCAAGUGCGCUGAGGGGGACGGAGAGGACGGCCCUGUUGUCCUGAGCGACGACGACUGUCUGCUUGAGCUCGAGUGGCCUACGCGUUACGCGUGCACAGAGGAGUUUGAGACCAUGAACUGCAUUGCGUACCACGGAGACAAGAGGUUUGACAUCUCGCGCCUACUGGACAGCAACGCCAACUACUUUGCAGAGGAUGCAGAGACAGGCACAACGUUCCUCAUCAACGUGUGUCGUCCCAUGAUCCCGGACUCGGAGCGCCUCUGCCCCUUUGGCGCCGCCGCCUGUGCCAUCACCCACGACAAGAAGGCAAUCAGCCUUGGCAAGCCUGGCAAGGAGCCUGUGUAUGACGCAGAGCACGACCGCGUGUACAUCGAUUAUCUCAACGGCACCGACGGCGCCUCCUCCCGCAUCGAAUUCGUUUGUCCAGAGCCAUCAGAGGACGAGUCCACGUUCAACACGCUUGUUUAUCUUGGCAAAGAAGUGGAGAGCAACAAAUACCUCUUCCGCAUCCGCAGCAAGGCCGCCUGCCAACGCGUCCUCGUGCGCGGCUCAAACUGCAUGGUCUCAGACUCAAUCACAGGCAUGCAAAUGGAUCUGUCUCCGCUGCGCCGUGACAGGCCGUACGAGGUGAAGACGCCAAAGUACACGUACGAGCUCAACGUGUGCAAGGCCGUCCCGUGUGCGGACAGGAAAUCCUCUUCUUCAGCAGGCGCUUGCCAGACGGACGGAUCUGGCAACGCGUAUCAUCUUGGCGAGGUGAACUCGGAGCCACUCUUUGACAACAACGUGCUGCAGCUGUCGUACGAGCACGGGCACGCGUGCCACGACAAGACGGUGUUCCGCCGGACCGUGAUCCUGUUUGUCUGCGACUUGGAGGUGGAGACGGGCGAGCCUGAGUUCCUGCACGAGGACAACAACUGCAUGUACAUCUUCCAGUGGCGCACGCAGCAUGCCUGCAAGCCGCAGAUCACGCACUGCGGGGCCAUUGACCCGGACACGGGCGCCGAGUACCACCUCGACGCGCUCAUGCGGCAGGACUACGCCAUCACCGUGUACGACCGCGGCACGGCCUCCUCCAGCAACUGGCUUGCGCUGGACAACGACGACGACCCGCUGCUCGCCAAGUACGCCUUCCGCAUCAACGUGUGUCGCCCGCUCGUGCCGGACUCGUCCAUCUCCUGCGCGCCCUUUGCCGCCGCCUGCCAGACGAACCUUGACUCGCGCGACCACUACACCAUUGGCUACCCGCUGCGGGGCCCAGAGGUGGUGGACGGCCGCUUGCAGAUGCAGUACCCGCUUGGCGACUCGUCGGGCUGCCCCGGCCACCGCACGGCCACCAUUGAGUUCUCCUGCAACCCGACCCCCGGCGACCUGGGCACGCCCGUGUUUGAGUUUGAGGGCGACCACUGCGACUACCACUUCUCCUGGAGCAGCUCUGCGGCGUGCCCGCACGGCGGCAGCGAGGCGACGUCGACAACAAGCACGUCGAGCCCAGGGACCGGCGGUGACGACGACUCCGGACGCGGCUGCAAGGUGAUGAACCGCAUCACGGGCGAGACGAUUGACCUGUCUGGGCUGGGCAGCGACGGCCUGCUGCACACGCGCGGGUACGGCAAGGACGGUACGGAGUACGACUACUACGUUGGUAUCUGCCAGGAGUCGCAGAAGAGCAACCAGCGCGAGUGCAGCGGCAUGGGCGCGUGCCAGACCACCAGCGGCCUGACGGUUGGCCUUGGGCAGGCGAACCACCACCUCUUCUUUGAGGGCGACCAGCUCACGCUGCAGUACACGGACGGCAAGCUGUGCCACGGCCAGUACAAGCGCAGGACGACGCUGUUCAUCAUGUGCGACCACGCCGAGACGGGUGCCCCACGCCUGGAGUACAUUGAGGAGACGGACGACUGCGAGUACCGGUUUGAGGUGUACACGGCACUGGCGUGCUCGCGCGUGCGGCAGACGUCGUGCACGGCCAUCGACUUCAACCAGGACACGGAGCCCGUUGCGUACGACCUGUCGCCGCUCAUGCAGAUUGAUGAGGACUAUGCUGUUGAGAUCCCAGACCCAGAGAGCAUGGGUGGUAGCCUUGCCGUGAUUGACAUCAACGUGUGCCGCUCCCUCGUGCGCCCGCGCCCCGGCUGUGAGAACUUCUACUCCGUGUGCAUGUCGCCGCACGGCCAGCGUCAGGGGGACCCUCUUGGCCUGCCGUCCUCGCCGUAUGUCACGCCCGACCACCAGCUGCGCAUGGAUUACGUGAGCCCCGGGUGUGAGUUUGGCGACUCACCCACCACCAACACCACCAUCAUCUUCCAGUGCAGCGCUGACGGCGAGACGCACCAGCCCGUGCUCGUAUCGCCAUCCACGCGCGAGACGUGCGAGUUUUUGAUCGUGUGGGAGACAGAGCUUGCGUGCGGGCCCGGCGGUGCCUCUGGCAGCGACACGACCACCACCGCCGCACCCGGCACGCUGACGCGGGACGACUGCGUUGUGUCGAACGAGUACGAUCGGUUUGACCUCACGACGCUGGGCUCAGCCAAGGCGGACGUGGAGAACGAAGCCGACGGCGAGGACUACGAGUACCACGUGGCCGCGUGCGGCACCGUGCCGUGCCGCAACACGGACGGCCUGUCCGCCUCUGUGUGCCAGAGUGACAGCGAGAGCGCGUGGUCGCUUGGCCAGUUUACGCGGCGGCCCGUGCUUGAGGAGGGCCACGCUGACCAGGUGGUGCUGGAGUACGAGGAUGGCAGCGCGUGUGGCCAGAAGCAGCGCACGUCGCGCGUGACGUUCAAGUGCGAGCGGAACCAGGCGCGCCAGGGCCCCGUCUUUGUGGCGGAGACAGACACGUGCGAGUACGAGUUUACGUGGUACACGGACGCGGUGUGCCCGAACCAGGCCAUCCCGCACCGCCCACUCGGCUGCUCCAUUGCCGAUCCCGAGACGGGCCGCGUGUACCACCUUGACGAGCUGAUGCGAUCGAACGAGCUGGACGAGAACUGGCUGGCACGUGACGCGGCGGAGGACGAGGAAGGCUCGAGCGGAUUUAACUUCUACAUCAACGUGUGCCGCCCGCUCGUGCCCUCGCAGAUUGACUCGGGCGUGCUGAGCGAGGUGUGCCGCGGGUCGGGCGUGUGCCAGAUGACGGAGAGCGGGGCGGCGUACUCCGGCGGGUACGCCAUGCACGAGCCCGAGUUUGACGCAAACGGCGACGUGGUGCUGCGCUACUCGCUGCCGCACUCGUACGAGACCAAGUGCCACGGGCAGUUCACGCGCAGCGCAUCCAUCACCUUCACCUGCAAGGAGGGCACGCUCGGGCACCCCGUGUUUGUUGGCGAGACGGCCGAGUGCGAGUACCAGUUUGUGUGGGAGACGUCGGUGGUGUGCGAGUACAAGCAGAAGGCCGGGUCCAACUGCCAGGUCACCGACGAGGAGACGGGCACCGUGUUUGACCUGUCGCCUCUGCAGGGCACGCUGGCCCGCGCCGAGGCUGGCGGGUACACGUACGAGCUGGCCGUGUGCAGUGCGCCGAUCCGUGAGAGCUUCUCGGGCUGUGCAGACGACAGCAAAGUUGGCGCGUGCCAGCUGAAGCAGGACCUUCGCACGUACUCGUACAACUUGGGCGAGAUCAACGCAAAGCCGUUUGUGACGGACGCGGGCGUAGCGCUCGAGUACGUGCACGGGCAGGCGUGUCACAACCACAAGUUCCAGCGCUCCACAUACAUUGAGUUUGUGUGCGACUCCACGGCGGGCGACGGCGCCCCCGUGUUUGUUGACGAGCUUGAGGACUGCAGCUACGUGUUCCGCUGGCCAACAGCACACGUGUGUGAGCGGCAGACGGACUUUGAGUGCGUGGUGACGGACAAGAAGGGGCGUGAGUACGACCUGUCUGCACUGAAGCGCCUGGACGGCAACUGGAUGGUGGACAACACGGCGCAGGCAGACGAGUUUACGUACGUGCUCAACGUGUGCCACAACGUGAUUCGCACGGGUCAGGCCCGCAACUGCUCCGGCAACGCGGGCGCGUGCCAGUGGUCUGCGGAGUCGCACGGCUUCUACGACCUCGGCCACCCGGCGGAGCCCAAGUUCGUUGGCGGGCAGCUGCAGAUGGUGCUGGAGGGCGGUACGCCGUGCAACGGCAAGCCCCGCACCACCACCGUGACGUUUGAGUGCAAGAAGCCCGACGGGAGCGGCGAGCCACUCGGCACGCCCCGCUUCGACCACGAGGAUGACUGCCACUACAACAUUUUGUGGGAGACGUCUGCGGCCUGUCCCGUAAACACAGAGCCGGACCACAACACGGACAAAUGCGUGUUUGAGGAUGCCGUGACUGGUGCCGUGGUGGACCUGACGACCAUUUCGCCGUCGCUGCUGGAGUUUACGGACGACCGCAGCAUGCGCUACUCGUUCAACCCGUGUGCCACCUUCUCCUGUGGCAACACGCGCUCCUACGCGUGCCAGCGCGCAGGCAGCGAUGAGUUCUCGCUUGGGUCGUCCAAGUCUGUCACCGUCUCCGAUGGUGCUGUGUCCAUGCACCUGACUGGCGGCACCCGCUGCCCGUCCAUUGGCCAGGACCGCGAGGCCUUUAUCACUUUCGAAUGCCCGGAGGACGGUACGAGCGAGACAUCGUCGUUGGUGUCUGUGAACGAGGAGCACACGUGCUCGUACGGGAUGGUUGUGCGCACGCCAGCUGCGUGUGGCCUUGCGCCACGCCAGUGCAUUGUCAAGGACAACACGCACGAGAAGGGGUGGGAGUAUGACCUGAGCCCGCUGUCUGUGGACGGCGCCAUCACCGUGAAGACGGACGAUGGGCAGAUUGACUUUAAUGUGUGCCGCGGCGUGAGUCGUGCCGGCUGCCCGUCCAACGCGGGCGCAUGUCUGACCAUUGGCAACGAGCACUAUGCGCUUGGGCUUUACACGGAGGACACCCAACCAGAGAUGAUGCAAGAUAAGCCUCAGGUGCACCUCAUGUACACCGGUGGCGAGUGUCCUCAUGGGUCACACGCAAGCGUGGAGAUUAUCUUCGUGUGUCCCGCCGACACCUCCAAGCCAAAGUCGCCGACGCUUGUGCGCUCGACGGGCUGCGUGUACCAGAUUGAGUGGGAGACGUGUCGUGUGUGCCCUGGCCAGAACCCUUGCGAAGAUGUGCGCACGACACACGCACCGGGCACGCACGGUGAGGGCAGUACGGCGGCGCAACACACCACACACAGCGGUGCGCACGACGGCACAGACACCAGCAGCGGCAGCCAUAAGAAGAAGGGCGUUGUUGCUGCGGUGGUCAUCAUUGUGCUGAUCGUUGUUGUGACGGGGACGUACCUGAUUAUGAAGCCUGGCCAGCGCGCAUCCCUCCUGUCCUGCUGCGGCGGUGGUAGCAGUAGUGGCAGCGGCACCUCCUACGUGAAGCUGCAGUCCAACGUGAAGGAGCACCUGUUCUCGGACUCGAGCAGCGAAGAGGAGGCCCUGUUUGGCAUUGGCGCACACGACAGCGAUGACGACAGUGACCAUGGCGAUGGCAGUGGCAGUGGUGGCACACGCGAGGCGUCGUUUAUGGCGGCGAAAGCAACGCCAUCGGCCACAGCAGCCACUGCGCAGAACAAGACGGCGCUGAUCAGCACUGGGAGCAGCAGCAGUGGUGACGAUGACGACGAUGCACCGCUUGUCCCAAUUUGAUCGCACAUGCGCACGACAGCGCAGCCAACUUAGUAGGAGGCCCAGCUCAUGUUCAAGCAGUGAGAAAGUGAGCGAGAAAGUGAGCGAGAGAGUGAGUGUGUGUGUGUGUGUGUUUGAGUGUGUGUGUGUGUGUGAUGUGAAAUGUAGAGUUUGUCUGUGUCUCCGUGUGUGCGUGCGCAUGCUAGUGUGUUUGUGUGCAUGUUGAGUGCGAGCACAUCUGGCGUGGUGUUCAAGAUGGUGGUUGUGGUUCAUAGGAGGGCUCGCGGUACCUGUUGGGCAAAGUUGUUUUGCAGUGUGUGUGUGUGUGUGUGUGGCUUUUCUUGUUGUUGUUGUUGCUGUUGUUGUUGUUGUUGUGGUUUUAUGUGCUUGGUCGUGGCGCGUGAACAGCAUACCCAUGAUCCAAAGGCUCAACGACACCACCAUGAAACGAAAUCAAUCAACA
Molecule: messenger RNA, 8703 nt
Organism: Salpingoeca rosetta
Lineage: Eukaryota; Choanoflagellata; Craspedida; Salpingoecidae
Exons: 12
Coding region: 207-8261 (2684 amino acids)
Biological process (GO): lysosomal transport
Cellular component (GO): trans-Golgi network
Molecular function (GO): D-mannose binding; signaling receptor activity
Source: RefSeq, a predicted model, not a curated record